CAAUUAGCCGUUGCCUGUUACCACUUUCGUCUGCUGUGGAUUGGGAUAAAAAUUACUUGUUAAUUGAGCUGUUUCUACUGAACAUUUUAUCUUUCAAAAUGAACUGUAAGGUUGUGAUAAUUCUGUUUUUGGUUAAUUUUACGGUAAUGCAUGCUCAACGAAAGAAAGAUCUAAAUGAAGAGGAGCUCGCCAAAUUGAAAGAACAAACUGGAAUCGACCCAAACGAGGUAUCUGACGAUGCCAUAAUACUUAGUCCACCCAAGUUGACUGAGGAAGAUGAAGGUUCAAAAUUUAUGCCAGAAGCAUAUCGAUGUGAUGCAUGCCGCUCAAUGUCUUAUCUGGUAAUAAAUUAUAUUAAUAUAGUCAUAUAGUAAUUAGUUUGCAGAAAGUGCAUAAUGGAUCAUAGUACUAUAGUACGCAUGCAUCUCUACUUCAUCAUUCACAAAGACUUCAAAGAGUUGGAGUUAGAGCAUUUCAUUAUUAAUCAUUGGAAAUGGCUGAAUUUCAGAAUUCUAAUGACACCAAGAUAAUCUUUCUAGCAGGGGCGUCAUUUCAAGGGGGGGGGAACCAAAGCUUGGUCAGCUUGUUAAGUUGUUUAUUACUGGUAGCGCCACAGUAGGCCUACACACUACACAGCAAUUUAAAUAAAACCUGCAAAUUUAGGGGGGUGGGUGGCAAAUGCCCCACCCAAAUGACAUCCUUGCUUUCUAGUUUAAUUUAUAGGAUAAAAGUUAUGAAAUUUUUAGUGAUUUAUUUUCCCCCACUAUUUAGCUUUGUUAUUAAUUAUUAAUUCUAAAAACUGUGAUCAAAUCAUUACUCUUUUUGUACUAUUUUGUUUGUAUCUUUUUAGCUAUUAAAUUAGUUAGGAGCUACAAUUUGAAGGGGACAUUUUUAAUAGAAUGAUAAACCAAAAAAAACAUAUGAAUUGUGAAUUAAUAUAUUAUGUUUAAUAAAAUAUGAUCAUAAGGUUCGUUAAAGACAUUUCAUUUGUCGAAAAGAAAAAAUAUUUAACAUAAAAAAUGACAUAACUAUUAAACCAAUAAAUCAAUACAAUAAGGUGUUCAGUAGCCUACUCACAGAUAGUGACUAAGCAUAUCUGAAAAGAAUGCAAUUUUUAAAGUAUGUAUAAAGUAUAGAUAAUAAAAUUUAUGAAAUUUUAGAAAAAACAUUAAAUGAAAAUGGACUAGGCCUAGGCAGGGACAAGAAAUUUUUACAUUCAAAUAAUAACUUUUAAACUAGUAAUGCUACUGCAAUGAAAUUUUCAGUCCAAACACAUAGUGACAAUCCAAAUGUAAUAAAAUACUCAUAAUAUUACAAAGAAAAUUUAAAACAUUGUAUAUAACAUUUAAAAAAUUAAUUGUGGUUGGUGGUUCUGGCUCCAAAACUCUAACAGCACUUCAUCUUCACCCUUUGGUUGAUCAAAAAACAUCUUCCUCCAUCAUUACUAUCAACUUGGGGUGUUGGUUUAUUUCCUCAGGUCGGCAAUACACGUCCUCAGGUGUGGAAUCUAUUGUUUAAAACAAAUGAAAGAAACUAAAGAAAAUGCCUUCAUCAUUUAAGCUGUAAAAACAGUAACAUAAAACAGACUUAAUGAAAAAGCACCACAAAGCAGACAUUUUUUUUUAAACCUACCAUCUCCAAAUGCCAAAUUCUUGAGACUUUCAGAGUUCUUUUAAAAUGUGGUAAUCCAGGAUUCAUUUAAAUUUAAAACUUUUCCAAAGAGACCUAUUGUGAAAAUGUCAAUUAAAGUGCUAAACAUAAACUAUACAAUACUGAUAGUGCCAAUAAUAAUAGGCAUAGACUGUCUCUUAUAUAUGUUUUCUUUGCCCUAUUUUUAUACUAUAGUAGAUCUAUACAUUUAUACACUUUGAAUAUGAGUAAAGUGAGUAUACUUAUCACUACUUACUGUCUGUAUGUAGGCUAUUAGGCUAUCUAACUGUCUAUAGGGAUAAUAUAGCCCAGAUAGGCUAAACUGUAAACAACUAGCCUGGCCCUGGUGGGUGAGUCAUAUUUAUAUAAAUUGUUACCCACUCCAGUUUAAUACUGAAAAAGUUGCUACAUUUAAAAAUAAUUAAAUUAAAAGAACACUAUUCCUGCAUUUUUUUUGUGUACAUCAAUUUUUUUCAGUUCGUUCAAAAAUUUACUAAAGCUGAGGUCAAGAAAAAAGGAGCUAAACUGUCCUACGUGGAAAUAUUGGAGACUGUGGAGGAACUCUGCCAUGAUGAAUUCAAAGAGUAAGUUGUGAUGAUCCCAGAUUUAUUUAUUAACUUGUGCUAUGAGUGAAAAGCUCAUUUUGUUCUGGCGAAUUAGGAAACUCGAAUUUGAAACUCUAUUGUGAGUAAAUGCUAGAAUCAUGAACAUAUUGAUCAAAGUUCUUAUAAAAAUAAUAGUUUCAAAAGUGCUGAUUGGUGAAUAUAGUAAUACUUGGAAAAGGUCAAGAUUCUGCAGAGCCAGCAUAUUAUCUUCAAAACAGCUUCAGUCCUUAGACAAAAUUUUGACAUUUCUUUGUCUGAAUUUAUCAAUGUGGCAUUGCGAAAAUUAGUUGUUUCCAAAAAUAGAAGACUGGUGCUUGGAAAAAAUCUGAUGUCACUUUGUCUUUGCAGGUAUGUAUUCUGCGAUCAUAUUAUUCCAGUCUGGCCACAAUAUGUAGGGUAUAUUAUAUAUAUUAUUAUUAUUAGUAUUAAAGCAGUCUUAUAUAGCACAGUACCCAAGCCUAGGGCUAGGCUCACCGCGCUUCACAUAAAAAAUAGGAAUUACGGAAAAUUAUACAUUUAAAAACAGCUUUUUCAAAAGAUUGACCUCACCCACCCAAGUACUUUCUACCCCUGUCUAGCCAUGGGCAGCUCCCAGCAGCAUCAAACAUUGUUCAUCAGUCAAAGUUGGGGGAGGGGGGGGGUUUGAGAAUGAGUCGGUAUAGUAUAUACAUAUGUAGAUUUUAUUUGGAUUGUUGGACAGGGGUCUGAAUUAUUUUCAUGUGUUUGUAUGCCAAUUCUCUAUGGGAUAUGCAUUGUGUAGAAUAAUAAUAAUUUAAAAACGGACUAGGACAGCUUAGAUUACAAAUUUUUGUGUGGAUAAUAUGCGUUUGGAAAAUCAACACUACAAAUAACUCCUUGAGCAACAUCUAUUGUUUUAACUCGUUCUCUUAAUUGUGCUUGAGACUGCUCUAGCUAUACAAUGCCUCAUUUGUCACUUGUUUACCUUAUUGAAUCUUUGCAAUGGGCUGGUCCACUGUUCCAGUAUUAAACAGAAACUCGUCCCUCUCCCCCAUAGACAGCGACGAGGCCAUGACAGGCAAUUCAGGCUCCUAACAGCAAGAAGCCAGUAUAGGAGCUGCUCAUUCCUGCCCAAGACAAUCAGGGACUGGAACAAUCUUUCAAAAGGAACAGUUGAGGCGACAACACUAGACACAUUUGUGUCUAUCGCCUCAAGCCUUCAAACCCCUAGUGCAUGAUUUCCUCAACACCAGUAACAGAAACUUUGCAAAUCCCAUCUACAUGCAUAGGAGCCAAAAUGAUCAAUAAAUUGAUCGUGGGCCCUUAAGAUAUAGAAGAAGAAGAUUUCUUACUUUAUUUUGAUAAUCGAGUAUUUUAAAACCAUUUUUUGGAGCCAUGGUCACUGCAAUCAACAUUAGUUAUAGAGAUUUUUAAAAAUAAACAAAUAUGUCCUGAUAAACAGUCGCUGAAACGGUGGAACGUAUUUUUCUGGAUGAACAAAGAUUAAAUUUUGCGACAAAAACCAUAUAUGAUGAAAAAAAAAGGCUGAUGAAUGUCAAGGUUCCACUUUACAUAGUCAUGUCUGUUUGAUUAGAUGUAUUAUUAUUUUUCAUGAAAUUGUUUACUUGAAUUCAAGGAUUUGUUAUUUUGCCGGAACCAAUAUAGACAAAAAAUACUUGAUGCUUAUCAUUAAUCCAAUUCAUUUUGAUGACAUUGAUAGAAUUGGUGUCAAGAAUGUACUUGGACACAAUAGAUUUUCUGGUCCUGGCCUCAACACUGCUCAGAUGUCUGGCAUGGUCGAUGCUGGGGGUGUAUGGAAAAAUAGGUAUUUGCAGUUCUGAAAGUAUUUUAAUUCAUUUACCAUUACCUUACAAAAUAUAAAGCUUAUCCUCAUUAUUUUGUUCCAAAUGUGAUAUGCUGUGAUUAAAUAUAUAUUUAUUUAUAAGCUGCCUCAUCAAAGUGGUGUAUCCUAUGUAAUCCUUAGUAAUGUGAGACUCGCUUAAUUCAGUUUUAAUGAAUACUUUGUCUUCUAGAAUGCAAAAACUAUGUGAGGAACUGGUUGGUGAGUUUGAAGAAGAUGGAAUAUAUGCCAUGUGGGAUGAUCCCGAGAUGUCUUUUGAAGCUGAUCUGUGCAGCAGCUAUUGCAGAAAUCAAAGACGUGCAAAUACAGAACUUUGACAUGGACAUAUGCACUUGUAUAACUGUUAUUCUAAGUUUUAGAUUUUUUUAAUAUGCAUUUGGUACUUAUCAAAGUUCUAAGGACUUUAAAUUUGUAUAAUUUUUAGAAAAGUAGUUUUUAUAAGAUUACCAUGCAGCAAGAUUGUUUGCCACAUGAAAAUUGACUUUAGAUUUUAAAAAUUUUCAGCAUGUUGCCUUCUUUACAUUCCUUUUUAAUGACUGUUGUUAUUUUCUAUUAUUUUUUGCUUUAAACGUAUUGAGGACUACUUCAAAUUUUAAUUAUUUUAAGAUGUUCAAUUUUUGCACAAUACAUUAUUAAAUAUUUGUUCCAAUCUUCCAAUCUAGUCAAUGUUUUAAAAAAAAAUGAAUUUGUUUGGACUUUUUAGUUACUGAAUUAUUAAGUAUUGAUAAUGUAUGCUAAGCUACUGAAUGCUCUAUGAAUAGAUAUGUGCUAUAUUUUAUGUUGUUUUUCCUCGGAGUCAUAUGCAAUGAGAGUGCCUUUGGAGCAGGCUUGAUAAAUCAAUAUUUAUUUUUGUAAUUUAGUUCUGUGUAAUUUUUAUCAAUGAGAAACAGCUAUGCCAUAUUGAUAUUUGUUAUGAACCAUCAUAUAGUUAUGACAUAAACUCCUAAGUUGUAGCCAACAUAUUCAUAUGUUUAAUCCUAACUUAAUAUUUCAUAUUAUGAAAACUUAAAAUACAAUUACACUUUAACUUUAAUUAUUCUCUGUUGCUUUGUCGAUGCACAAUAAUUUAUUUAUUUUUAAAAAUUUCUAUAUCAUUAAUUGUCUUAAUCAAUAAUCUGUGAUAUUUAUUUCUCUUCAGUUUUUUAAUGGCUAGCAUUUUUAACAGUAUUUUUUCAUUUGAAAACUAAAUGUUAAAUAUUUUUUAAUUUAAUGUUUGGAUAUUGAUAUUUCCUUUAAUGAAUAAAUAAAAACUAUUUUUCUUGAGUUGAAUAUAUUUUUAUGAGAUUAUUUACAGUAGCUUGUUUGAAAAUGUUUUUCUGUUGUUUUUUUUUUUUUUGUUUUUUUUUACAGAGGUUCAUGUUUUACAAAGUAUCUGCCCUUUCAAACUAUAGGUUAAGCAAUUAAAAACAUUACACCCCUAAACUAUUUUUCUUGAGUUGAAUAUAUUUUUAUGAGAUUAUUUACAGUAGCUUGUUUGAAAAUGUUUUUCUGUUGUUUUUUUUUUUUUGUUUUUUUUUACAGAGGUUCAUGUUUUACAAAGUAUCUGCCAUUUCAAACUAUAGGUUAAGCAAUUAAAAACAUUACACACCUAAGUAUAAGAUCAAAAUUAGGAGUUGUAGGUUCUAUGGCUUUAGGUAAAAGCUAAUGAACUGUUUUAAUUUGGAUAUUUGACAAGAUAAAGGGGAGAGAAUUUACAUCUGAAAUAAAAAACCAUUUUAAAAGCUAUAAAUUUACUGCAAACAAUUAACAAGUUUGAAGCAACAAGUCAUUUAGUUUGAGUAUACUUGAUCACCAACUUUACAAGAGUAUUUUGUCUAGGACUUGACAUGGGAACAGGAUACAUUGUAAAUGCACUCAAAGUUCUCUGACAACACAAAGCUUCUUAAAACUGGCGUGUGUAGAUAGAUCUGAGUUUUUGAACCAGGCUGCUGGACUCGGUCUUGGGAGCUUGCAGACAUUCCUGGGGAGGGAUGAACAGUUCAGGAUCAACGAUUCCCUGGACGAGGUCGUAGAUGC
Messenger RNA from Lymnaea stagnalis (great pond snail), 6090 nucleotides. The record is from the annotation of a GenBank genome assembly. NCBI's taxonomy places the organism in Eukaryota, Metazoa, Mollusca, Gastropoda, Lymnaeidae.